GCGGUGCUGCGGGGCCUCCGCAACCUGCCGCCGCCCGGGCCGCCCGGCAGAGGCGGCCAUCCCCGCCCGGGGCCGCGGCACCAUGAGCGGCCGCGUCGGGGACCUCAGCCCGCGGCAGGCGGAGGCGCUGGCCCAGUUUCGGGAGAACCUGAAGGACGUGCUGCCCUCCCUGCCCUCCCAGGAUGACUAUUUCCUCCUGAAAUGGCUCCGAGCGCGUUGCUUCGACCUGCCCAAGUCAGAGGCGAUGCUCCGCAAGCAUGUCGAGGUCCGCAAACACAUGGACGCCGACAACAUCAUCGCCUGGGAGGCCCCUGAGGUGAUCAAGAAGUACAUGUCAGGGGGAAUGUGUGGCUAUGACCGGGAGGGCUGCCCCAUCUGGUACGAGAUCAUCGGGCCGCUGGAUGCCAAGGGGCUGCUCUUCUCCGCCUCCAAGCAGGACCUGCUCAAGAACAAGUUCCGUGACUGCGAGGUGCUGCGGCAGGAGUGUGAGCAGCAGAGCCAGAAGCUGGGCAAGAAGAUCGAGAUGGUGAUGAUGGUCUAUGACUGUGAGGGCCUGGGCCUGAAGCACCUCUGGAAGCCAGCUGUGGACACGUACGGGGAGCUCCUGUCCAUGUUCGAGGAGAACUACCCCGAGUCCCUGAAGCGCCUGUUUAUUGUGAAGGCCCCCAAGAUCUUCCCCGUUGCCUACAACCUCGUCAAGCACUUCCUGAGUGAGGACACUCGCAAGAAGGUCGUGGUCCUGGGAUCCAACUGGAAGGAGAUCCUGCAGAAAUACAUUGACCCCGGGCAGAUCCCGGUGGAAUACGGGGGCACCCUGACAGACCCCGACGGGGACCCCAAGUGCCCAAGCAAGAUCAACUACGGGGGGGAUGUGCCCCAGCACUACUACGUGCGGGACCAGCUGGCGCAGCAGUACGAGCACACCGUGGUGGUCAGCCGUGGCUCAUCCCACCAGGUCGAGUACGAGAUCCUCUUCCCCGGCUGCGUCCUCAGGUGGCAGUUCAGGUCGGAGGGAGCCGAUGUGGGGUUCGGGGUGUACCUGAAGACCAAGGUCGGGGAGCGGCAGCGGGCAGGCGACAUGACCGAGGUGUACCCCAACCAGCGCUACAACGCCCACAUGGUGCCCGAGGACGGCUCCCUCACCUGCUCCACGCCUGGCAUCUAUGUCCUGCGCUUCGACAACACCUACAGCUACCUCCACGCCAAGAAGGUGAGCUACAGCGUGGAGGUGCUGCUGCCCGACGCCACCUCCGCCCAGCAGAUCCAGCAGCUGGGGGACAAGCUCAGCGAGGUGGGGCUCAGCCACAGCCCCUAGCGACGCCCCCCCACCGCUCUGUGCCCCCAGGAUGGGCCAGUGACCCCCUGCCCCAGCACGGCAGCUGGGAGGAUGGGGAAGGGGCUGAGCCCCCCCGCAAGCACAUGGACUGGGGUGGGGGGUGAGCGGGG
Molecule: messenger RNA, 1446 nt
Organism: Falco peregrinus (peregrine falcon)
Lineage: Eukaryota; Metazoa; Chordata; Aves; Falconiformes; Falconidae
Gene: SEC14L2
Product: SEC14 like lipid binding 2
Exons: 12
Coding region: 83-1315 (410 amino acids)
Cellular component (GO): cytoplasm
Source: RefSeq, a predicted model, not a curated record